This is a messenger RNA of Impatiens glandulifera, 1322 nucleotides long. Its product is annotated as perakine reductase-like. Bases 85 to 1146 code for a protein of 353 amino acids. NCBI's taxonomy places the organism in Eukaryota, Viridiplantae, Streptophyta, Magnoliopsida, Ericales, Balsaminaceae. Gene Ontology annotation, cellular component: cytoplasm. The record is from RefSeq and is a predicted model, not a curated record. The transcript is spliced from 7 exons.
GAUCAUUUUGAUUCAUCUCUAACUAUAACUCAAGAGGUGGAGGUAGAAGGAAGCAACGGAAGGGAAGAAAGUCUCAGAUUAACAAUGGCAACUAUAGAAAUGCCUAGAAUCAAACUUGGAAGCCAAGGUCUCGAGGUCUCAAAAAUGGGUUAUGGUUGUAUGGGUCUUACUGGAAUUUACAACUCUCCUCUUACUGAAGAAGAUGGCAUUGGAAUGAUCAAGUAUGUAUUUAGUAAAGGAAUUACCUUCUUCGAUACAUCAGAUGUGUAUGGUGUUGAUCAUACCAAUGAAAUUUUACUGGGAAAGGCACUGAAGCAACUUCCGCGAGAAAAGAUCGAAUUAGCUACAAAAUUUGGUAUCUUCAAGAUAGAACCUACAAAAGUUCAUGUAAAAGGAACUCCUGAAUAUGUUCGUUCUUGUUGUGAGGGUAGCUUGAAGCGGCUUGACGUUGAUUAUAUUGAUCUUUACUACAUACACAGAAUUGAUACAUCAGUUCCAAUUGAAGAGACGAUGGGUGAACUAAAAAAGUUGGUUGAAGAGGGUAAAAUAAAAUACAUUGGAUUAUCUGAAGCAUGCCCAAGCACGAUAAGGAGGGCUCAUGCUGUUCAUCCCAUUACUGCUGUACAAAUGGAGUAUUCCCUUAUGACUCGUGAUAUUGAAGAAGAAAUACUCCCAGUUUGCAGGGAACUUGGAAUUGGUAUAGUUCCAUACUCACCGACUGGUCGUGGCUUCUUUGGUGGAAAGGCAGUAGUGGAAUCUCUACCUUCAAAUAGUUUUCUGCUAUCACAUCCCAGGUUUACAGAGCAAAACUUGGAACACAACAAAACCUUUUAUUACAGAUUAGAGACAUUGGCUAAAAAGCAUGGCUGCACUCCUAUUCAACUUGCACUUGCAUGGGUUCUUCAUCAAGGAGCUGAGGAUUUGGUACCCAUCCCUGGAACAACCAAGGCUAAGAACCUUGAUGAGAACAUUGGUGCGUUGAAGUUAAUGAAGUUAACAGAAGAUGAAUUGAAAGAGAUUUCUGAUGCAGUUCCUGUUACUGAGGUUGCAGGGAAGACUACAUAUGAAAACCUUUACCGCGUUUCUUAUAAGUUUUCGGAGACACCUCUACCUGUUCCUUCUGAAAAUCAGGCUGACUUACUUUGAUUUUCUUUGGUAGUUUAUUGUGUUUCUGCAUUCUGCCAUAUGAACUGGCAUUUUGUUUUUUUAAAGGGGAUACAAGCAAUCCAAUGGCCUCACUAAAAACACUUUAUAUCUAUGUAUGGAUCCAAAUAUGUUGUAAGCUAAACUUAGAGCUUGUUUUGAAGUUUUUUUUUUCAUUU